Molecule: messenger RNA, 738 nt
Organism: Cyphellophora europaea CBS 101466
Lineage: Eukaryota; Fungi; Ascomycota; Eurotiomycetes; Chaetothyriales; Cyphellophoraceae
Exons: 1
Coding region: 1-738 (245 amino acids)
Source: RefSeq, a predicted model, not a curated record
AUGCUCGCAUUCGAAAACCAUAGCAAGGGCAACGAUAAGGUCCCAUUCGAUGAAAUCCCACACGGAAUCCUGCAACUAUUCUCUAAAUGGACCGGUAAAGUCGCUAGUCGGCCAGUCAUGAAGAAAACCCUCUUCCCGUUGUGUCCGCCGGGACAUGUCAGCAUUACCAAAGGCAUGCAUGUAAUGCUGGUCAACGAGUCACUCGUUAAGCAGAAAGCGCAGGGCUACCCCAAUUUGGCCAAAGCCCGCGCGAAGCUAUUCGAGUUGACGCAAGCUGGUCUCGAUCCACGAAAACCUGAGAACAGAGCAAAGGUCAAGGAGACAAAAGCCGCGGUGAGGCCGGAUGAUUCCGGUCUCCUUGACUUGGUGCCUGCAAUCGCAACGGGUCGAGUGUAUACCAGUACGUCUGGCUCCUAUCGAGGUCCUAAAAAAGCGAGUGCACAGGUCGAGAUUCGGAAUCAGCAAGAAGGAGAGUCUGGCGUCGGGCAGGUUGUCAAUUCUCUUACUUGCAUGCAAUGCAGUCCGCCAAAGCAGUUCAAUACGAAGAGUACCUUGAGCCAUCAUCGUAUGAUGGCGCACUCUAACAGGCGUUACGAUUGCGCAUGGGCACUUCAAGGCAGAGGAUGCGAUCGGAUGGGCAUAGAGAGAGGUUACUCGACCAAGGCGAACCUCAAGAAGCACUACAAGUCCACUCAUAAUGGCAUUGAAGUUCCGCCGCCAAAAUCUGGUAACGAGUGA